This is a messenger RNA of Otolemur garnettii (small-eared galago), 1188 nucleotides long. RefSeq names its product glutathione reductase, mitochondrial-like. Lineage: Eukaryota; Metazoa; Chordata; Mammalia; Primates; Galagidae. Gene Ontology annotation, biological process: glutathione metabolic process; cell redox homeostasis; cellular response to oxidative stress. The record is from RefSeq and is a predicted model, not a curated record. Gene Ontology annotation, molecular function: glutathione-disulfide reductase (NADPH) activity; flavin adenine dinucleotide binding. Gene Ontology annotation, cellular component: mitochondrion; cytosol.
AUGAGGUGCUUAGUAACGGUAAAUGUUGGAUGUGUACCCAAAAAGUUCAUGUGGAACACAGCUGUCCACUCUGAAUUCAUGUGCGAUCAUGUUGAUUACGACUUUCAAAGUUGUGAGAGUAAAUUCAAUUGGCGUGUUAUUAAGGAAAAGCAGGAUGCCUAUGUGAGCAGCCUGAAUACCAUGUAGCAAAACAAUCUAACCAAGUCCAAUAUAGAAAUCAUCUAUGGCCAUGCAUCAUUCACAAGCCAUCCCCAGCCCACAGUAGAAGUCAAUGGGAAAAAAUACACUGCUCCGCACAUCCUGAUUGCCACUGGUGGUGUGCCCUGCAUUCCUCAGGACAGCCAGAUCCCUGGCGCCAGUCUCAGAAUAACCAGUGAUGGCUUUUUUCAGCUGGAAGAAGUGCCUAGUCACAGUGUCAUAGUGGGCGCAGGUUAUAUUGCUGUGGAGAUAGCUGGGAUCCUUUCAGCCCUGGGUUCUAAGACAUCACUAAUGAUAAGGAAUGAUAAGGACAAGGAGGUUAAAAAGACUUCACCAGGCUUGGAAUUCAUCAUGGUUACUUCAGUUCCUAGUCGAAACCCCACUGUGACCAUGAUUCCAGAUGUUGACUGCCUGCUCUGGGCCACUGGGAGGGACCCAAACUCCCGGGGUUUGAACUUAAACAAACUGGGGAUUCAAACUGAUGCCAAAGGUCAUAUCUUAGUAGAUGAAUUCCAGAACACCAGCGUGAAAGACGUCUACGCAGUUGGGGAUGUGUGUGGAAGAGCUCUUCUAACUCCAGUUGCAAUAGCUGCUGGCCAAAAACUUGCCCAUCGACUUUUUGAAUGCAAAGAAGAUUCCAAAUUCGACUAUGACAACAUCCCAACUGUGGUCUUCAGUCACCCUCCUAUUGGCACAGUGGGACUCACAGAAGAUGAGGCCAUUCAUAAAUAUGGAAAAGAAAAUGUGAAGACCUAUUCAACCUCCUUUACUCCAAUGUAUCACGCGGUUACCAAAAGGAAAACAAAAUGUGUGAUGAAAACGGUCUGUGCCAACAAAGGAAAGCUGGUCGGAAUCCAUAUGCAGGGUAUUGGAUGUGAUGAAAUGCUGCAGGGUUUUGCUGUUGCAGUGAAAAUGGGGACGAAGGCCCACUUUGACAGAACGGUUGCCAUCCACCCUACCUCUUCAGAAGAGCUGGUCACACUCUGUUAG